AUGUCUGGCUUUGCAGUUACAAAGCAGCCCGGAGGUAAGGAGGAUGACACGGGUGGGAUUCAGUUUGAGAUGCAGGAGAACAAACGAGGGGACCCGUUCUCCUUUUGUGACCGGCUCGCCACCCCCGCGGGCUGUCAAGUUCUGAAGGACGUCAACAGGCUGGUCAUCCGCCAAAACAUCGAGGAGGAUAUCGAGGGUCCGUGCGGAAGUGGAAGUACCUUUACCAUUUUCAAUGACGGGGAAGACAUCAUGUUUUACGCUGGAGAAAGGUCGGAUUGCUUCAGCCGGUGGAUUUGUGGUCCCCACCGUCAGUUCUCGCUGUCCAUCUGGAACGUCCAGGAAGAAGAGGUGUUAAGCCUAACUCACCCGUGCUGUCGCUGUGACUGGUGCUGUUGUGUCGACUGUUUUGUCUGUGCACACAGACUCACUAUCUCAGACCGGAAGAACGACCAGAUCGGCUCCAUUGUCCAGACGUUCAGUUGUUGUCAGCCGAUGUUUGAGAUCCUGGAUAAAACCAAGGAGCCUAUCGCCAUCUUCAAAGGACCUUGUUGUCCUUGCCGAUGCUGUACCGAUAUGGAGUUUCCGAUUAUGGACGCGUCCGAUACCAAGGAGAUGGGUUACGUGAUGAAGAGAUGGGGAGGGGAGAGGCCGGAUGGGAUUAACUGUGACCACGAAUACUACGAGAUCAUCUUUCCACCAGCCAUGCUGUCGAGAGACAAGGCACUCAUGCUGGCCUCCUCAUUCCUGAUCCACUACAUGUACUUUGAAAUUUCCUAA
Messenger RNA from Liolophura sinensis, 777 nucleotides. Its product is annotated as phospholipid scramblase 1-like. The coding region runs from base 1 to 777 and encodes 258 amino acids. Gene Ontology annotation, molecular function: phospholipid scramblase activity. The record is from RefSeq and is a predicted model, not a curated record. Gene Ontology annotation, cellular component: plasma membrane. Gene Ontology annotation, biological process: plasma membrane phospholipid scrambling. The transcript is spliced from 7 exons. Lineage: Eukaryota; Metazoa; Mollusca; Polyplacophora; Chitonida; Chitonidae.